Penicillium cataractarum is the source of this 1692-nucleotide messenger RNA. RefSeq names its product ribosome-associated complex protein SSZ1. The coding region runs from base 1 to 1692 and encodes 563 amino acids. Gene Ontology annotation, molecular function: ATP-dependent protein folding chaperone; ATP binding. The record is from RefSeq and is a predicted model, not a curated record. NCBI's taxonomy places the organism in Eukaryota, Fungi, Ascomycota, Eurotiomycetes, Eurotiales, Aspergillaceae. The transcript has 4 exons. Gene Ontology annotation, cellular component: nucleus; cytosol. Gene Ontology annotation, biological process: protein folding.
AUGGGUGACGCAGUCAACGGUGCCUCCGAGACGGAGCGCUUCGCUAUCGGUAUCUCCUUUGGCAACUCUUCCAGCUCAAUUGCCCGCAUCUCGCCCGAGGGCAAGGCUGAGGUUAUUGCCAACGAGGAGGGAGACCGUCAAAUUCCCAGCAUCCUCUCCUACAUUGACGGCGAGGAGUACCACGGUACCCAGGCCAAGGCCCAGCUCAUCCGUAACUCCAGCAACACUGUCGCAUACUUCCGGGACUACCUGGGCAAGGACUUCAAGUCCAUCGACGCUACCCCCUGCCACCAAUCCGCCCACCCCCAGCAGAAGGACUCGACCGUUGCUUUCACGAUCCGUGACACCGAGAGCGAGACCCGCAACACUGUUACCGUUUCGGAGAUCACCACCCGUCACCUCCGCCGCCUGAAGCAGUCCGCUACCGACUUCCUUGGUAAGGAGGUUAACGCUGCCGUUAUCACCGUUCCCACCAACUUCACCGAUGCCCAACGCGAGGCCCUCAUCGCCGCUGCCAAGGCCGCCGGCAUUGAGGUUCUCCAGCUGAUUGCUGAGCCCGUUGCUGCCGUCAUGGCCUACGAUGCCCGCCCCGAGGCUACCGUGACCGACAAGCUGGUCGUUGUGGCCGACUUCGGUGGCACCCGCUCCGAUGUGGCCGUCAUUGCUUGCCGCGGUGGUAUGUACACCAUCCUGGCUACCGCCCACGACUACGAGCUUGGCGGUGCCUCCUUGGACCAGGUCAUCAUCGACCACUUCGCCAAGGAGUUCAUCAAGAAGCACAAGACCGACCCCCGCGAGGAUGCCCGUGGUCUGGCCAAGCUGAAGCUCGAGGGUGAGGGUACCCGCAAGGCUCUCAGCCUCAGCGCCAACGCUCAGCUCAGCAUUGAGUCCCUGGUGGACGGCAUUGACUACGGUUCCACCGUCAACCGCACCCGCUUCGAGCUGCUCUCCAACAAGGUCUUUGCUCAGUUCACUGGUCUGAUCGAGCAGGUUGUCAAGAAGGCCGAGCUUGAUGUUCUUGACAUCGACGAGGUCAUCUUCUCCGGUGGUGCCUCCCACACCCCCAAGAUUGCUCAGUUGGCUGCCAACAUCUUCCCCGAGACCACCACCAUCCUGGCCCCCUCGACCUCCACUUCCGCUAUCAACCCCUCUGAGCUGUCUGCCCGUGGUGCCGCCUUCCAGGCCUCCCUCGUUCAGGAGUUCGAUGCCGAGGAUAUCGAGCAGUCCAUUCACCCCAUGGUGACUGUGACCCCCCACCUGAGCAAGGCCAUCGGUGUUGAGUUCACCUCCAACAACGAGACCAGCUUCCAGCCCCUCCUGAACGCCGACACUGCUCUUCCGGCUCGCCGAAUCGCCCAGUACACUGCCCCCAAGGAGGGCGGCGAUGUUCUGGUCCGCGUUUGCGAGGGUGCCCGUGAGAUCAAGGUCACCAAGCCCGAGCCCAAGACCAAGGAGGAGAAGCCCGCUGAUGAUGAGGACUCGGAUUUCGACUCCGAUGAGGAGGAGGAGGACAUCCGCGAGAUUGUCUGGAAGACCGAGAACCCCGUUGCCGAGCUCGCCGUUAAGGGUGUCAAGGCCGGCUCCAAGGUCGAGGUUAUGGUCCAUGUCAACCCCGACCUGGGUCUGCAGAUCGCCGUGCGCGAGGUCGGUGGCUCUACCGCCGUCCGUGGUGCCAUCAACGGCUCCGCUUAG